Molecule: messenger RNA, 1698 nt
Organism: Phanerochaete carnosa HHB-10118-sp
Lineage: Eukaryota; Fungi; Basidiomycota; Agaricomycetes; Polyporales; Phanerochaetaceae
Exons: 10
Coding region: 202-1593 (463 amino acids)
Biological process (GO): transmembrane transport
Molecular function (GO): transmembrane transporter activity
Source: RefSeq, a predicted model, not a curated record
GCCACAGCUCUGCCUCGCAUCGCGUCCGACUUGCACUCAGGACAAGAGAGCUCAUGGGUCGCCACUGCCUAUUUAUUGACGAGCUUAUCGUUCACGCCACUGUAUGGACGGUGGUCUGAUAUAUUCGGACGCAAGCUUGUCCUAUUAUUGUCACUUACAGUAUUCCUUGUGUUCUCCCUUGCCUGUGCGCUCGCACAAACCAUGAUACAGUUAAUCAUAUUCAGAGCGUUCCAAGGCAUCGGAGGCGGAGCUAUCAUUACCAUGUUCAUGAUCAUUGUGUCGGAUAUUGUAUCACUUAAAGAUCGCGGCAAGUAUCAAGGCAUUAGUGAAGCAGUCGCUGCCCUCUCGAAUGGUUUCGGGCCGGUCAUUGGCGGUCUGUUCUCGCAGUACACCACUUGGCGGUGGGCCUUCUGGAUCAAUCUCCCUCUAGGAGGCAUCGCUAUCGCCGUCGGUAUAUGGGUAUUACCUUUGAAGAAAGUUCAUGGCGACAUGCGCCAGAAGCUCGUGCAGAUCGACUAUGUCGGGUCCCUCCUCACGACAGUGUCUUCGAUCCUGCUGCUUCUAGGGCUGAACUGGGGCGGCGUGACCCAACCUUGGGUUUCUGCACCUGUCCUCGUGCCACUCUUCCUUGGCGUGGUCGUCUUCGUACUCUUCCUAUUCUGGGAAGCGAAGUUCACGAAGCUGCCUAUCAUACCGAUGCACAUCUUCAAAGUCAAGACCGUAUCAGGCGUGUACAUCUCUACGAUGAUGAACGGAAUGACGUUCUUCUCUAUUUUGUACUAUGUCCCCCAGUUUUUGCAACUUGUACGUGGCAGCACGCCUGUCACCUCCAGCCUCCUCCUCAUGCCCUUCCUUGCUCCUAUCUCGUUCGUCGUCUUCCUCUGUGGCCAAUACACGAGUCGCACGGGACAUUAUCGAAACCUGGUCAUAUUCGGAUAUGGCCUCUGGUGCAUUGCACAGGGCUUGCAGUCCACCAUUAACGAACACUCUUCUGUCGGUAAAAUCGUAGGCACCUUGCUGAUGGCAGGCGUCGCCUCUGGUUUCACGUUCCAAACGUCCCUCUUGGCAGCCCAGGCGGCCGUCCCCCGCCAUGAGAUGGCGGUGGUCACUGGUGUUCGGAACUUUGUCCGUCUCUUCGGGUCGACCAUCGCCUUGGCCAUCUGCGCUUCCCUGGUUAAUAACACGCUGCGUACGGCCGUCCGCCCGCUCGGGCUGUCUGCCGAUCAGAUCGCGGCGCUGCUUAACGACCCGACAAUCAUAAACCGUUCGUCGGCUCUCGACCUCGACGCAAACAGCAAGGCGGUGGUCAUCGCCGCAUACACGAAGGGUUUCCACAGCGUCUUCUAUCUGACGGUCACCUGCACGGGCAUCGCAUUCCUGGCAUCCGUCUUCAUGAUUGAACAACACGAGCUCAACCGUGCGGAUGAUCAAGAACUUAAGCGGCAAGCGAAAGAGAAGCUAGCGAAGCGGAAGUUGGAGAAGAAGGAGAAGGAUCUCGAGGCGGCGCAAGCGUUGCCCGAGCUCGAGAAGACGAUGGCGCCGCCUAGCGAGGUCUCGAACGCCUCGGAUAAAGCUGACGCUGACCAAGUUUAGACACAGACACGGCACUUGCGAGUCGGCGACUCGCUAGACUCACGCUCAGUUCUUCAUGCCGAACGAGACAUGCGCAUUGAAACGACGACCUACCCUGUUACGACC